Molecule: messenger RNA, 1506 nt
Organism: Bathycoccus prasinos
Lineage: Eukaryota; Viridiplantae; Chlorophyta; Mamiellophyceae; Mamiellales; Bathycoccaceae
Exons: 2
Coding region: 1-1506 (501 amino acids)
Biological process (GO): intracellular signal transduction; protein autophosphorylation; peptidyl-serine phosphorylation
Cellular component (GO): cytoplasm; nucleus
Molecular function (GO): calmodulin binding; ATP binding; calcium-dependent protein serine/threonine kinase activity
Source: RefSeq, a predicted model, not a curated record
AUGGGUUGCGCCGCAUCCACCGCGAAAGGAGAGAAAUCGGUGAAAAUCCACUCCAACGGCCCGUUAGGCGCCAAAUCGAAGAAAGGCUCCGUCCUCGGACGAACCACCUCGGACAUCAACGACAUUUUCACCUUCCACGAAGAAUUAGGCAAAGGCCAAUUCGGGACGACGUAUAAAAUCAAAAACAAAAAAACCGGCGAGGAAUACGCGUGCAAAGCGAUCGCGAAGAGGAAACUCACGUCGAAAGAAGACAUCGACGACGUGAGAAGAGAAAUUUCUAUUUUACAUCACUUGGGGGGACACGAUAACAUCGUGUGUUGCGAAGGCGCGUACGAAGGCGCCAGGCACGUGUACAUCGUGAUGGAGUUGUUGCAAGGCGGAGAGUUGUUCGAUAGAAUCGUGGAGAGAGGCAAGUAUUCCGAGAAGGACGCGGCGGAUUGUUUCCGAACGAUCGUGGAAACGAUUCAACAUUGCCACGAGUUGGGGGUGGUGCACAGAGAUUUGAAGCCGGAGAAUUUCGUGUUGAAGUCGAAAGAUUACGACUCGAAGAUUUGCGCCAUCGACUUUGGUUUGUCCGCGUUUUUCCACGAAGAUCAAGUGUUUCACGAAAUCGUCGGUUCCGCGUAUUACGUCGCGCCGGAAGUUUUGCGACGAUCGUACGGUAAAGCCGCGGACGUGUGGUCGUGCGGUGUUAUUUUGUACAUUUUGUUGUCCGGGGUGCCGCCGUUUUGGGCCACCACGGAGAACGGCAUCUUUGAUAUGGUUUUGAAAGGUCAGUACGAUUUGGAGCAAGAUCCCUGGGGCGCGAUUUCCGCCGGCGCGAAGGAUUUGAUCGCUAAAAUGUUGGUACAAGAUCCGAAGAAGAGAAUCUCGCCGGAGGAUGCGUUGAAUCAUCCGUGGUUGACUGGUGGCGCUCCGGCCAAGAAGUUGGACAACGCGAUCGUGAAACGAUUAAAAUCGUUCGCGGCGAUUACCAAGUUUAAAAAAUUGGGUUUGAUUGCCAUGGCGAAGACGUUGUCGCCGGACGAAUUGGAAGGUUUGAGAGAAAUGUUCAAAUCGUUCGACACGGACAACUCGGGGACGAUUUCCAUCGCGGAGUUACAAGCUGGUUUGCGCAAGAAAGGCUCAUCACAAGCCACGGAAGAGUUGCAACAGUUGAUGAACGAAAUCGAUAUCGACGGUAACGGCGAGUUGGAUUACGAAGAGUUUGUCGCGGCGACGUUGUCGAUGGCGAGCCAACAUUCGGGCGACGCCAUGGAGAAGACGUUUGCGUACUUUGACGUCGACGGGGACGGGUCGAUUACCAUCGAGGAGUUCAAGAUGGCGUUGGAUAAGAUGCCAGCUGGAGCAAGGGCGAACUUUGGCGACGUUAACGAGUUGGUGGCGAUGGCGGACCAAGACGGAGACGGUUUGAUUGAUUACGAAGAAUUUGUCGCGAUGAUGCAAGCCGGCGACAAACCGGACAAAAACGCGAUGAAGAACGCGAAAAUGGCCGGGUACGCGUAA